Ixodes scapularis (black-legged tick) is the source of this 1372-nucleotide messenger RNA. Its product is annotated as TNF receptor-associated factor 6-like. The coding region runs from base 1 to 1305 and encodes 434 amino acids. Gene Ontology annotation, cellular component: plasma membrane signaling receptor complex. The record is from RefSeq and is a predicted model, not a curated record. NCBI's taxonomy places the organism in Eukaryota, Metazoa, Arthropoda, Arachnida, Ixodida, Ixodidae. The transcript is spliced from 12 exons. Gene Ontology annotation, molecular function: zinc ion binding. Gene Ontology annotation, biological process: regulation of canonical NF-kappaB signal transduction; positive regulation of JNK cascade; protein K63-linked ubiquitination.
AUGUGGGGUCGGCGAGGAAAGCGUCAUGAUGAAUUUUGUGAAGUGAAAGGAUUCUGGGGGCUUGAGGGCCGCUUCCUGAGGUUUCCAUGUGACGUACUAGACAAGGCUGAAUGUGAUCAUUGCAAAUGCAUUCCAAAGGAAGUAUAUUAUCUUCGUUGCUUGAAGCAUCAACUCUGCCUGGGAUGCAAAUAUUAUUGCCAAGGUUAUUACUGCAACAAAUGUGAUGUUCACACAAGCCCUAAAGAACUUCUUGAUGUUCCGCGCUCUAUCAACUAUGAGGCAAAACACCUGCGGGUGCUUUGCCCUUUUUGCGAUGUGGAAAUGAGGCUGGAAUGGAUUGAGAGUCAUCUUUGGAUCAAGCACAUGGAUGACGUCAAUGCAUUCGAACCAAAGGCUUAUCAGACGAAGAAUGAGUUCUCGAAAUAUGACACCUUGAAUACUGGCAAUCUCUCGGACAUGGCUAUGGAUGUUGACGAAACUGGCGACAGCAAGACUGGUGACCAUGAUUUAGGACAGUUUUCUGAACAGGCAAGUCCGAAAAUCGAAAGGGAGUGUUUCAACUGUGGUUUGAACGUUCUCAACGAAAACCUAGAAAAUCACCUGGACAGGGAGUGCCAGAAGCGAGUAGAUUUUUGUGAUGCGUGCAACAGUUCAGUCACCUACUCUCAACUUGGCAAACACAAGUCUGAUGAGUGUCCGAAGAUCGAAAGGAAGUGUUUCGACUGCGGUGCCAACGUUCUCAAUGAAAACAUUCAAAAUCACGAAGAAGUGGAGUGCCAGAAGCGAGUAGUUCUUUGUGAAGCCUGCAAAAGUGCAAUGUCUUAUGAUGAACUUAGCGACCAUGACCAAGAAUGCCUCGAGAAAUCAGUGGUCUGCGACGACUGUGAGGGUGAGGUACUCCGGAAAGAUCAGUCCAAGCACGCCUCCGAGUGCCCAAUGCGUGCUGUGUGCUGCGAGAACUGUGAUGGACUUUACCUUUACUCUUUGGAAAAGAAGCACAGGGAGCAGUGUGAAAAAAAGAAACUUGCUUGCGAGUACUGCACGUUGGAACUGAAAGGCAACGAUGAAAAAAAAGCGCACCUUGAAACCUGCGAAGAGGCUUUGAUUGGAUGUGCUUUCAAAGAGUUUGGAUGCAACGAGAAAGCCCCAAGGAAAGAGAUGCAGGUACAUGAGAAGCACCCACACAAUGCACUUCUUAAUCAAGUGAUCCUUGGGCUGCAAGAAAGAAUCGAGAACCUGGAACGGCCCCUCACCGCCCUCGUUAAAAAACUUCGUAAUCCGGAUUCGGUGGGAACCAGUCAAUGAUCGCCGACCGCAAGAAACUACACUGUGCAGUGUUGUGCAAGGAAAAUUGUCGAUAUGAAGGGUAUUG